This is a messenger RNA of Hyaena hyaena (striped hyena), 687 nucleotides long. RefSeq names its product zinc finger protein 3-like. The coding region runs from base 1 to 687 and encodes 228 amino acids. The transcript has 2 exons. The record is from RefSeq and is a predicted model, not a curated record. NCBI's taxonomy places the organism in Eukaryota, Metazoa, Chordata, Mammalia, Carnivora, Hyaenidae. Gene Ontology annotation, cellular component: nucleus. Gene Ontology annotation, biological process: regulation of transcription by RNA polymerase II; central nervous system development. Gene Ontology annotation, molecular function: DNA-binding transcription factor activity, RNA polymerase II-specific; RNA polymerase II cis-regulatory region sequence-specific DNA binding.
AUGAGUAGUUCGCAACUUAUUGACCAUCAGAGAAUACAUAACCGAUUAAAGCCGUAUCAGUGUGAUGAGUGUGGAAAAGCCUUUUAUUAUAGUUCACACCUCGUUCCGCAUCAAAGGACCCACACUGGAGAAAAACCUUUCCAGUGCAGUGAGUGUGGGAAAGCCUUUCACUACAGCUCUGGACUCGUUCGGCACCAGAGGACCCACACAGGAGAGAAGCCCUACAGGUGUCACGUCUGUGGAAAGGCUUUCUGUCUGAGCUCACACCUGAUCCAGCACCAGCGAGUGCACACUGGGGAGAAACCGUACCGGUGCAGCGAGUGUGGGAAAAGCUUCAGCCAGAGCUCAGGCCUCUUCCAUCACCACAGGAUCCACAGUGGGGAGAAGCCCUAUGAGUGUGACGAAUGUGGAAAGGCCUUCAGUCACAGCUCAGCCCUGGUUGGGCACCAGCGAAUCCACAGUGGGGAGAGGCCCUAUGAGUGUGACGUGUGCGGGAAAGCUUUCUGGCGGAGCUCACACCUCCUGGUACAUCAGCGAAUACACACCGCAGAGAAGUCCUGGGGACGUAGGCAAUGGUGCAGAAUUGUCCAUCUGUGCUCGCUCCUGCAGAACUUCAGAGAGGGACACCGCCGUGAUGGGGAAGUCAGGCAUUCUCUGAUCCCCAUUGUGGUUUCCGCAGUCAUUUGA